AUGCACACGGAGAUUGAUCCCCGCUUGCCAGCACUCUAUGUGGAGGCGGAGAAGCUUGUGGCUGUUGAGGGUCCAAGCGAAGAAUUAAUCAGUCGGUUCAUCGAUCAAGAGAGUGAUCCGGUGAAGCAGCGCAGGGUUGUCUCUAUUGUUGGGUCUAGAGGUUCAGGCAAAACUACUCUUGCUAAUCAGGUGUACCAGAAAAUUAAAGGCAGAUUUUCCUGUUCUGCUUUUGUCUCUGUAUCGCGGAAGCCUAUCAUGGUUAACAUCCUGAAGGAUUUGCUAGCGGAAAUUGAGAACAAUGACAGAAAAUCUGACAAAUACCUGGCAACAAGAUCAUGCAGUGAGCGGCAUCUUAUCGAAAGGCUAAGAGCACAUCUUGAAAACAAAAGGUACCUUGUUGUCGUUGAUGACAUAUGGAGUAAAUCGGCAUGGGAACAAAUACAAUGUGCUCUUCCGAAGAAUUUCCAUGGCAGUAGAAUAAUUACGACGACACGCAUCAACAAAGUAGCUGAAUUUUGUUGCACUUCAAAUGAAGGCUUUGUUUAUCCAAUGAAACCUCUUAGCAACAAUGACUCCAAAAUAUUAUUUCUGAAAAGGACUUUCGUUGUUGCAGCUGAAUGCCCUAGUCAGCUGGAGGGGAUUAUGGAUGAUAUACUGCAUAAAUGUGAUGGUUUACCAUUGGCCAUAGUAAAUAUAGCUAGCUUGUUGGCUAGCAAACCUGUAAGCAGGGAAGAAUGGGAGAGAGUGAGAGACUCUGUUUGUUCUGCACAUGGAAAAGAAAAAGAUAAAGAGCUAGAAGUGAUAGAUAAGAUACUGUCUCUCAGCUAUUGUGAUCUAACCCAGCCUCUGAAGACAUGCUUAUUGUACCUUAGCAUGUUCCCGGAAGAUUACAUCAUUGGCAAAUAUAGGUUGGUAUGGAGAUGGAUUGCCGACGAGUUUGUUGUUCCGAAGCAUGGAUAUACUUUGGAGGAAGUAGGAGAGAGUUAUUUUAACGAGCUCAUCAACAGGAAUAUGAUUCAACAGGAAUUUAAAUUUUAUGGUGAAGCAAUUUCAUGUCGAGUCCAUGAUAUAGUACUUGACUUCAUUGUCACUCGGUCAAAUGAAGAAAAUUUUGUUUCUGUAUUAGAUGCUCAGCACAUCCCAUCUCAGUGUGACAAGAUUCGCAGGCUGUACAUCCAUAAAAAGAAUGAACAUGCAGCCGAGGUAUCACAGCAAAACAAGAAUAUGUCUCAUCUCCGUUCACUUCAUGUGUUCGGUAGAAUUACCUGGAUGCCCCCUCUUCUGGACCUACAGAUUCUUCGUGUACUAUAUUUAGAGGAUUGUAAUGGUUUGAAAGAGGACCACCUCAAAAACAUUGGAAGCUUAAUUCAUUUGAGAUAUUUGGGUCUGCGGAACACAAAUGUUAAGAACCUCCCAAUCCAAAUCAGGAAGCUAGAAUAUUUGCAAACGCUUGACCUAAGAGGAAGUGGGAUAACAGAGUUGCCAGAAUCUAUUGUUCAUCUAAAACGGCUGAGACACCUGGUUGGUCAGCGACUCAGAUUGCCGGAUGGAUUUGGCAACAUGGAAGCUCUUCAAGAGCUUUGGGAGAUCAAUGGCUCCAAGAGCUCUAUAAACUUUGGGAAGGAUCUGCAGAAUUUGAUACAGUUGAGAGUGCUUGGAAUACAUUUUGAGCAUACUUAUUGUGAUGAUGGGCAAAUCAGUACAGCUCUUUGUAAGCUUGGGGAAAACAACCUUCGCUCCCUACAUAUCAUCAACAUGGGUUGUGGUCCUCCUACGUGUUUUGCAGAUCCAUGGCGCUCUCCUCCGCGUCUCCUCCAGAAGUUUGUUUUGCAAGGUUAUAGGGAUGACAAUUUACCCUUGUUUCCGAAAUGGAUUAGUCCCUUGCUCUCUGAACUCACCUACUUAGAUUUUGGUGUUGAUCAAAUGAAUGGGAGAGACUUGCACAUGCUCGAAGGUUUGCAUGCGCUUUGCGUGCUUUGUCUGUCUGCAGAGGAAAUUCCUAAAGAAGGACUCUCGGUCAGCUGCAACGGAUUCCAAUCAUUAAGGCAUCUAUGCUUCCACAAUAUAUUUGGACCAGGAUUGGUAUUUAAAGAAGGAGCUAUGCCGAAGCUCCAAAAGCUUUUCCUUGCAUUCGAUGCAGAUGAAGCACACUCUACAUAUGGUUGUAUAGGUUUCGGCAUCCAACACCUUUUCUGUCUUAACUACAUUGAAGUCAGCAUUAACCGUACUCCUGCAAUGAAGUCUGCAAAGUAUGCUAUAGAUAAGGAAGUUAAGCUGCUCACCAGCAACCCCCAGGUUAAGUUUGUGUAG
Molecule: messenger RNA, 2310 nt
Organism: Triticum turgidum subsp. durum (durum wheat)
Lineage: Eukaryota; Viridiplantae; Streptophyta; Magnoliopsida; Poales; Poaceae
Source: the annotation of a GenBank genome assembly